CCAGUGCUCAGUGUAAGUGUAAAGCCACAAUAUUCCUGAUAUAUUUUUCUUUCCAUAGAUGGCUGGAUCAAGGGGAAGAUGAUGGUAAAAUUGCCAGAGAACUGUAUGCCAGAGAUAACAGUAUCAUUUUUGUGCGGCAGAAGCUAGAACUUAGUAGAAAAGAAACAUGGGCUGCAGAAAGAUGGAAGUUUAUGAAAGGAAAUACUCUUCAGUUCUACAACAAGCUCACUGGAGGGUUUGUCCGUCUGCAUCCAGAUGGCACAGUUGAUGCACUUGGAGAGAAGACAGACAAAUGUGGUCUCUUUGAUGUUAUUUUCAACAAAGGAAAUAUGUGCAUUUUCCAGAGUCAUGUAAUCAGGCAUCUUUCUCUUGCUGUUGACAACAGUACUGUCACUGGAAUGGCUAGUGGUGGAGCCUGCACUGAGCUGCGAGUGCUUUAUCAGCCCAACCGCUGUGCACUUCUUGAGUCAGCAUUGGUUCCCGGUCAUACGGUUAUUUUUGAUCGUCAUGGCAAAAGAGCUGCUGAAUCAUCAGCAGGCUAUGCAGACCUUUCAAAAGAAUUUGUGGUUUUUGUCAAGGGCGUGUUCCUGAACAGUGCUGUGGUUCUACUUGCCACGAGUCUGUGCCAAGCCCUGUGUCUCCAGCCUGAUGGGAGCUGCACUGGAGUGGGAAGCCAGUCUGAGAAAUCCUACUGGAAAGUGCAUAAAAUCAGCUCUGGUAUUUGCAUGUUUGAAAGUGUGAAAAAUGCAGGGAUGUAUCUGAGGAUUAAGGAUGGCCAGUGUGAUGGAACAGGUACAGGAGAUACUGACUGUCAUUUUAAAAUAAAGAAGAACUUGGAAAAUGCAUCUGUAAGCCUGGAAUCUACGAAAAUCCCGGGGUUGUUUGUUGGACUUGAGUCAGAUGGACAGGCAAAACCAGUUAUUUAUACCAAGAAUGGGAAUGUUUUCUUCUAUCCACAAGUCGUCAAAUUUGGCAGAGAAAACCCAAUGGGUAUGUCAGCAACACCCAGCCAAGAGGAGGAAAAGAUCCAUGAGACAAAAAAUCAGCAAGAAACACCAGCAGCAUUUGAGGCCAAGCGUUCCUUACUUUCUUCAACUGCAAAGAGUAACAGAAAAUAGAUGUCUCUUGCUGACAACCUUAUGAUGCUAUCACAUCAAGCAGAGGGAAGAGAAAUUAGCCUUUCGAUUCUUGCUGUUGGAACAGGCCCAGUUUUAUAUUUCCGUGUCGUAUCAUGAAUCCUUGGAACAGUGUGACAAAUCUCACACUGCAUGAGAAACAUGUGCUUAGUUAAAAUUUUUCACAGAAGGAAAACUCAAUCUUGUGUCAGGAAGUAAUGGCACCUAAAUCUGGGAUGGCCACCUCAAGUAAAAUUUGACUUGGUUGAAGAUAACAUACUAGCUGAAAUCCCUAGAAAUAGAUACUUUUUUUAAGAGUAACAAAAUGCUGAAGAGGAAAACUUCUAUAUAUCUUAUGAAUAUUUGUCUCUUCUGGCGAAAACAUCUUUGAAAUGUUACCGUUGUUGAACGUUUUUAAAUUUAAGGUGUACCAUAUGUUGAUUUAAUAUUUUUAUAUAUCGCACUAUGCAAUAGAUAUAUAAUACAUGCAAUAUGCAACAGUGCACCUCCAUCACGUUGUGUAAUUAUAUAUUUCUUUUUUGUAAUGAGAAUAAUUGAGAUCUAGUGUAUUCAUAAUUUUAGUGUCUAUAAUACAAUAUUGUCACCUAUAGUCACUAUACCUUACAUCUUUAUGUCUUAUUUACAUACUAGUUGCAAAUUUGUAUCCUUAAACAUCUCUUCUGUUCCCACCCCUGAACUCCAAGCCCUUGGUAACUACCAUUUUACUUUCUGUUUUUAUAACUUUAGCUUUUUUUUAGUUUCCACAUAUACAGGAUCUCAGAAAGUAUUUAUCUUUGUCUGACUUAUGUCACUUGGCAUAAUUUUCUCAAGGUCUAUCCAUGUUGUUCCAAACGGAAGGAUUUCCUUCUUACGGCUUUCACAGCUUCCUUACCCGUUGAAAUGCUGCUGGGCACUUAGAUUGUUUCCAUAUCUUGGCUACUAUGAAUAAUGCUGCAAUAAACAUGGAAGUGCAUAUAUCUCUUCAGUAUCCUGUUUUCAUUUCCUUUGGAUACAUACUCAGAAGUGGAGUUGCUGGAUCAUACGGUAGUUCUAUUUUUAAUUUUUUGAGGAAUCUCCAUGCCGUUUGCCGUUGUGGUGCUACCAGCUUAAACACCAGUGGUGCACAAGGGCUCCCUUUUCUCCAUAUCCUCAUCAACACUUAAUCUCUUGUUUUCUUGAUGAUAGCCAUUCUUACUCGUAUGAGGUGAUAUCUCAUUGGUCUUGAUUUGAAUUUUCCUGAUGAUUAGUGAUAUUGACCAUCUUUUCAUAUACAUGUUAGCCAUUUGAAUAUUUUUUGGAAAAAUGUCUAUUCUUCUGUCCAUUUUGUAAUCAUAUUGUUUUUCUGUUUUUGAGUUGUAUCAGUUCUUUGUAUAUUUUGGAUAUUAACCCCUUAUUUGAUACCAUUGUUAAAUUUUUAAGGAUUGGAAGGUAUACGUUUUAGAAUAAAGCUAGAAAGAUUGAGUAAUUUUCAAAAAUGAUGAAAUUAGACCUCAUGAUAAAUACAAACUUUUUCAAGUCAUUCUUUCAUGUAAUGAGUUAUCAAAUAGGAAUUUUGUGCUUACCAAAUGUCAGAUGUAAGGAAAUACAGUGAUAGACAAAACAGACUCAGUCUCUGACUUCUUGGAGUUUACACUCCAUCGAGCCAGAUAAAUAUUAAACAAUCACAUAAAAAUAUAAAGUUAAAAACUGAUACAUGAGAUGUGGGAAACAUUCAGGGCAUGCUAGACACAAAACAAAAUUUCAGUUAUUAAUUCAUUUAUAAAAAGACUUGCAAGUCCUUUUUUUGUUUGUUUGAAGUUUUUAUUUAAAUUCCAGUUACUUAACAUACAGUACGAUAUUAGUUUCAGGUGUACAAUAUAUUGAUUCAACAUGUCCAUGCCCCACCUGGUACUCAGCACAACAAGUACACUCCUCUGAUAAAGGGUUAGUAUCCAAAAUAUAUAAAGAAUUUAUAGAACUCAACACUCCAAACAUGAACUAUACAAUGAAAAAGUGGGCAGAAUACAUGAACGUUUUCCAAAGAAGACAUACAGAUGGCCAACACACACACGAAAAUAUGCUCAACAUAACUCAUCAUCAGGGAAAUACAAAUCAAAACUACAAUGAGGUAUCAUCUUACACCUGUCAGAAUGGCUAAAAUCAACAACACAAGAAGCAGGUAUUGGCAAGGAGAGAGGGGAACCCUCUUGCACUAUUGGUGGGAAUGCAAACUGGUGUGACCACUCUGGAAAAGCGUAUGGAGGUUCCUCAAAAACUUAAAAGUAGAACUACCCUGUGACACAGCAAUUGCACUACUAGGUAUUUAUCCAAAGAAUACAAAAAUACUAAUUCAAAGGGAUACAUGCACCCCAAUGUUUAUAGCAGCGUUAUCUACAAUAACCAAAUUAUAGGAACAGCCCUAUUGUCCAUCAACUGAUGAGUGCAUAAAGAAGGAUAAAGAGCAUAUGUGUAUCCACACAUACACACAAUGGAAUAUUACAGUACUACUCAGCCAUCAAAAAGAAUGAAAUCUUGCCAUUUGCAGCAACCUGGAUGGAGCUAGAGACUAUUAUGCUAAGAAAAAUAGAGAAAGACAAAUACCAUAUGACUUCACUCAUGUGUGGAAUUUUAGAAACAAAACAAAUGAGUAAAGGGGAAAAAAGGAGAGAGAGGCAAAACAAGAAAAGGACUCUUAACUGUAGAGAAUAAGCUGAUGGUUACCAGAAUGGAGGUGGGGGGAAUGGGUUAGGUAGGUGUAAGUCCUUUGUUGUGGUUAAUGGUGAUAUAGGAGAAAUGGAGAGUGGGCCAAAAACUGAGAAAAGGGAGACUGAACUUCAUCUGUUAAUGCGCUAUUUAAGUCAUUGACAUGGCACAGACACUGGACAUGAAAUCCUGGAAAUUCAGAUGGUAAAGCUCUCCUAAUGCAAAUGCCGUUUGCAAAAUCCCCAUGAUUUGUUUGAAUGCUGCCUUCGCGGAUUGUAGUAGAAAUGGCUUUUAUACGUCGAUGACUUUAAUAGGAAAAAAUAUCUUCCCGUAUGACUAUUACCUAGAAGGUUCCCAUUCAUUACUGAGUAAUGAAAUCACAACUGUCUUCUUUCUACCUCUCAAACAUCCGUAGUACUUAAAAGGUGUUUCUUGCCAGAAAUACCUUCCUUUUGGUUUUGCAAUUUAGCUGUCAUGCUAGAUGGAUUUGGGUUACAUUAGCCAUUCAUAUUAAAAUAUAUGUUAGUUGAAAAAUAAUUCAGCAAAGUUAUUUCGUGUUUUAAAAGUAUCAAAAGCAACUAUCCGCUCCUGAAGAAUGAGAUUAUGGUUGUCAGUCUACUCCAGGAUAGGGCAAGUUUUAAAGAGUUUGAGGAUUAGGUAUUAUAGAUAAAAUAAACCUGUCCUCUGUAUUCAAGACUCUUGCUUAUUAAAAAGAAAAUGGAUGUUUUUCUCAUCUACAUCAGAGAGAGACAGAGAUUUAGAACUUCUAAAACUACAUAUUCAAUAGAUAGUACUUUUUUUGUAGUAAAUAGAGGUGUAAGGCCAUUAAAUUUGCAAGAUUUUCCUUUAGGGCUAAGUUGAAUUUUAAUAUUAGUUUUGUUAGGGAAGGGGGACGCUUUGAGGAAGGAAUUUUACUUUUUUUAAAAAGAAAUUUAAAAGUAUGGUAACUUUCAAAUAUACACAAAAAUAGAAUGGAAUAAUGACUUCCCACGUACCCACUGCCCAGAUUCAACAAUUACCACCAUAUGACCAGUCUUGUUUUAGUUAUGAUCCUUCACAUUGUGUCCCACGUUGCCCCCCUUGGAUUAUAGCACAUCUAAGGCGCCAUAUCAUUUCUUCCAUAAGCACUUUGGAAAUUUGUAUUUCAGUAGUUAUUAAAAUAUUUGGGAAUAUAAAUUGCUUCCACAUAAGUUUGGAAACAUUGCAUCUAAAAACAUUUGAACCAAAAAGAGAAGCUUUACAAUUGGAUGUUCUGAACUGAAGUUGUCCUUAGAAAUCUUCAAUGUGACUUAUUUUUAUGAAUGAGAAAACUGAGGCUCAGGAAGAUAAAUGUGGUUGAAGUCUUCCCUCCAAAUUGAGGGCAACCCACCCAUUCUGUCCAUGAGAAUUUGAGCAUUGCAGUAUGUGCAGCCACAGCAGUCCUUAGUCAGCCGCUGGCGUCUCACUGCUGUUACUGAGCAAGGCCUAAUCUGUGCCAAAGUCUCAGCCAUAGCAUAUACUUUCUUGUUUUAAAAUUAAAAAAAAAUAAUAUUUAUUUAUUUUUGAGAGAGCCUGAAUGGGGGAGGGGCAGAAAGAGAGGGAGACACAGAAUCUGAAGCAGGCUCCAGGCUCUGAGCUGUCGGCACAGCCCGAUGCAGGGCUCAGACUCACAAGCAGAGAGAUCAUGACCUGAGCCAAAGUCAGAAGCUUAACCAACUGAGCCACUCAGGCGCCCUGCAUAUACUUUCUUUAAACCUCUUUAGAUGCCAACACUUUAAAAAACAAACAAGUAAUAUUUGGGCAAAGAAGAUGUGAAAUCUGUUACCAAGUUUAAGUCUUCCUUAAAAGCAGUCACAGUAAACUAAGUUUAUUCUGAAAAAAAUGUAGAACACAUAAGGCAUAAAGGAAAAAGUUAAAAUUGUAUCAUCUUAUUACCGUCCUAAAUGCAUACACACAUAUAUAGGUUAUGUUGAGUACACAGUUUUGUAAUCUGCUUCUCAGCUAAUAGAAUAUAGUAAGCAUUAUGAGUAUUUUUAUAACAUUAAAUAAUUUUAUAAAAUAAUUUAAUAGCUGCAAAUAAUCCAUUGUAUAGAUAUUCCAUACCAUAUUUACCUACUCCCUUACUAUUGGGUAUUGUUUUUCAAUUUUUUUCAAGUAUAGCUGGCAAUGGAUGCUCCUCUGUAUUUUGUGUUGUUUCUUUAGAAUAAUUCUUAUAAAUAGACAAGGUAAUAGCUUAUAUUAACUGUUCUUCCUGUUGUGAUCUUAGAGGUUUUUUUUUAAUGUUAAAAAAAUAGCAACAUCCAGACUGAAGUAUAAGUUUAUUCUUUUGUGCUCAUGCUAUUGUAGUAAGUUACAGUGUAGAGGUAGUGUAAGUUUUCAUUUAUCACAGAAUGAAGAUAUGAAGGGGGAACCUGGGUGGCUCAGUUGGUUAAGUGUCCAACUUUGGCUCAGGUCAUGAUCUCACAGUUUGUGAAUUCAAGCACAUCGGGCUCUGUGCUGACAGCUCAGAGCCUGGGGCCUGCUUCUCUGUCUCUCUGUCUCAAAAAUAAAGAUUAAAAAAAAAAAAAAAAGAAUGAGGAUUUGAAGGGACUUUUCACCUGGCAAAAAUAACAUAAAAGUUCACAUGAAUGCAGAAAUAAGGCACACAGUUUUAAGCAAUCCUAAUCAGUUGAAAGUACCUCUCUAUGUUGAACAGAAAACCUACUGCUUAUAAAUUCUUUUGGCAUAUAAAAAGUCAACAUCCUGUCCUAUAAAAUAAACCUUGAUGUUUUUACUUAGUAUAUUCUCAUUUCUUCUUAGUAUAUCCUUCAUACACACACACACACACACACACACACACACACACACACACACAAUAAAAAGUGGAUUUUUAGUUUCUUUUUAGUAUAUUCUCUUCUAUUUGAAAUAUAUAUUUUUAAUAGUUCCUCCUAAUAUAUGUUUUCUAAUUAUUUACUGUUAUGGAUAUUUCUUUUAAAGGUAUUGAGGAGGGCACCUUUUGGGAUGAGCACUGGGUGUUGUAUGGAAACCAAUUUGACAAUAAAUUUUAUAUAUUAAAAAAAAAUAAAUAAAAUGUUUUUCUCCAUGUAGGAGCCUGUCUUUUCAUAUAAUCUGAAUGGUUAGAAUAAUGGCGUUCCUUUAAUGUGGACCUCAUAUGUCUGUUAGUAUGGUCUUGGCUUGGAAUACAUGUUGUAGGGCAUUGCUAUUGGACUUUUGGUAUUCAUUAAGAUCAUUUAGGAUAUUGUAUUCAGAUCCUUUCACUGAAAAAUAUAUAACUGAUGUUUUGAACCAAAAUGUGGACCUUUACCUUGAUACCAGUUAAUUUUUAUUUUUUUGAUAUCAGUCCAACAUUCUAACAUGCUGAGAUAGUUUUGAUUAUUUGAUGUUAGCUCUCCCUACCAGCUUUAUGCUUUCUGUGCUUUAUAUAAAUGCCUUAAGUCAAGAAACUGAUAAAUUUGUGAAUAAAAUAAUACGGUUCAUGUUAAGUUUGUAGAAAUAGAUAUUUUUAUAUGGUAGAGAUACCUAUGGAGAGACGGCUUUACCUUAUUUUUUUUCCAGAUGAUUUUGCAGUUAAAUAGCCAUUUUUCUGAUACUGUGUAUCAGAUAUUAAUGGGCAUUAGUGGGCUUUACAUUUUAGUAUAUAAAUAGUUAUUUUUUCCAAUGUUUAUGUACUUAUUUUGAGAGAGAAAGGGAGGGAGUGUGUGUGCACAUGUGAGGGAGGGGCAGAGAGAGAGAGACAAAGAAUCCCAAGCAGGCUCUGUGCUGUCAGCAUAGAGCUCAAGGUGGGGCUUGAUCCCAUGAACUCUGAGAUCAUGACCUGAGCCAAAAUCAAGAAUUGGACAAUUAAAGGACUCAGCCAUCCAGGCACCCCUACAUUUUAGUAUAAAUCAACUUUUUUCAAACACUGUCUUGAAAAAGUACACAAAAAUUUACGCAGUUUGUUUUUUUAUGCCCACACUCUGAUGGUGAUUCAUGCUUUUAGUGAAACUUAACUUUAAACGAAAUUUUUUUAAAUGUGUAUUUUAUUUUUUUGAGAGACAGAGCAUGAUUGCAGGAGGGGCAGAGAGAAAUGGAGACACAGAAUCGAAAGCAGGCACCAGGCUCUGAGCUGUCAUCACAGAAUCUGAUGCAGGGCUCAAACCCACGAACUGUGAGAUCAUGACCUGAGCUGAAGUCGGAUGCUCAACCGACGGAGCCACCCAGGUGCUCCAAGUGGACCUUAACUUUGUUCAAUCCAUGAACUAUUAGAAUCAGCUAAUUUGUUAUUUUAUUUCUGUAUUUUUUUUCUUUUCUCUAGAGCUUUAAGAGACCAGCAGUGGUACCUUAGGGUUUGUUUGUUUUUCCUUUGGGCCGAGUCAACCUGAGUGGUGCUUAAUUAAAGUGUUCUGUCACCCCUGUGAAGUACGUUUUUAGUCAUUUGGGUACAUUUUCGGCACUGUAGAUUUUAUUCAGGGAGACCCUGAAAGAGUCUGUCAGUUAAUUCAGAGUCACCAUCAAAUAUUCUCCCAGCUUAGAAUAUUUUAAACCUCUAGUCAACAAUAGCAAAUGCUUUUAUGGUUCUCAAAUGGAUACGUUUAUGGUCUGAGACUAAUGGACUUUGGUUUAUUUCCAGAAGAUCAGGGCAUUAGAUGGAAUUCAUAUUUAAUUGAUAGCACAACUUUGAUACAUUAUUCUAUAUGCUAGAUUCUACCAUAUUAAGUCAUCAGCUUUUAUGACAUAAGUGCAUGCCAAUGAUAUGCAUGUUCGUGCAAAUGUGUUAUGUUUGUGAAAACGUUAGAGAAUGAAGAAGAGGUUUUAGAGAACAUUAAUUUUUUUCAGAUGGAAGCAGACAAACUACAAGGAUGCACACAUGUGCAUGAAUGUGUAUGUACUUGCAUAUGAAUACCCCAAAAAACU
Molecule: messenger RNA, 8669 nt
Organism: Panthera uncia (snow leopard)
Lineage: Eukaryota; Metazoa; Chordata; Mammalia; Carnivora; Felidae
Exons: 9
Coding region: 192-1118 (308 amino acids)
Source: RefSeq, a predicted model, not a curated record